AUGGGGUUCAGAUUCAGUCAGUUUAGACACUUAACCUUUUUGCUAGUACUUUCCUUUUUGUCCAUACACAUUGGCACUUCCCUAGACACCAUCUCAUCAUCCAAUUUCCUGAAGGACCCUGAAACUUUAAGCUCCAGUGAAGGUUUGUUCCAGCUUGGAUUCUUCACCCCUCCAAACUCAACUUUUUCCUACCUGGGAAUUUGGUAUUCUGUGUCUAGAACCCCGCAGAUAUGGGUAGCUAACAGAGACCAACCAGUGAAGGAUUCUUCUGGAACAGUCAAAAUAUCUGAGGAUGGAAAUCUUGUUGUGAUGAACGGACAGAAAGAGAUCCUUUGGUCAACAAAUGUUUCCAAUAUUAUUGCAUCUAAUACAACAGCUCAGCUUCUGAAUACUGGCAAUCUUGUGUUGCAAGAAACCACUACAGGAAGCAUGUUAUGGCAGAGUUUCCAACACCCUUGUAAUUCAUUGUUGCAGCAAAUGAAAGUUAGUAGGAAUAAAACCAGCGGUGAGAGAAUGGAACUCACCUCAUGGAAAAGCCCUCAGGAUCCAUCCAUUGGAAACUUCUCCACCAGUCUUGAAGGCCUAAACAUCCCUGAAGUUUUCACAUGGAGAGGAAGUCAACCAUACUGGCGAAGUGGUCCAUGGAAUGGUCAGAUCUUUCUUGGAAUACCUAACAUGACCACUAAUUAUCUUGAUGGAUUUUACAUAGGUGGGCAAGAUGAAGGGAAAGGCAAUUAUUAUCUCACUUAUGCAUUUGCAAAUCAGUCUGAGUUGAUAAUAUAUGGGUUAGGUAUUGAUGGAAACACAGCCGAAGUGCAUUGGGAUUAUGGAAAGAGAAAUUGGUGGAUCUAUUGGGAAUCUAUAAUUUCUGAGUGUGAUGUUUAUGGCAUAUGUGGAGCAUUUGGAAGCUGUGAUUCUAGAAGUUCACCUAUCUGCACCUGUUUGACAGGAUUUGAGCCAAGGAAUGUGGAGGAAUGGAAUACACAAAACUGGACCAGUGGAUGUGUUAGGAAGGGACCUCUGCAGUGUGGAAGAGUCACAAAUGGAGAUGGGUUUCUCAAGCUGCCAAAUACCAAAGUUCCGGACUUUAUCCAGUGGUCAUCUUCUCUUGAAGAUGUUUGUAGAACUCGGUGCUUGCAAAACUGUUCUUGUAUAGCAUAUGCAUAUGAUGCUGGCGUUGGCUGUAUGUCAUGGAGUGCAAACUUAAUUGACAUACAGAGGUUUUCAAGCGGAGGAACUAAUCUUUACAUUCGGGUUCCCUAUUCAGAACUUGAAGAAAAGAAGAAGAAUGCCACAAUGCUCAUUGCAGUUACGGUCAUAAUAGGAACGAUUUUCAUUGUGACCUGUGGAUAUGUCAUGUGGAAAAGAACUACAAGAGGAGAGAAAAAUCAUAAAAGAAUCCAGGUAAAUGACCUGAGUAAACUCCCAGAGCUUUCCCAAUUUGAGCUUGAAAAGCUUGCUACUGCAACAAACAAUUUUCACUUAGCUAAUAAGCUAGGGCAAGGUGGAUUUGGACCAGUAUACAAGGGUACAUUGGAAGGGGGACAAGAAAUAGCAGUUAAAAGACUUUCAAGAACAUCUGGACAAGGGCUAGAAGAAUUUAUGAAUGAGGUUGGGCUAAUAUCAAAGCUUCAACAUCGUAACCUCGUGAGACUUCUUGGAUGUUGUAUCGAAGGAGAUGAAAAGAUUUUGAUAUAUGAGUACAUGCCAAACAGAAGUUUGGAUGCCUAUAUGUUUGAUCCAUCUGAAGAGGUACUAAAUUGGGAAAAACGUUUUAAUAUAAUUGAAGGAAUUGCUCGGGGUCUGCUUUACCUUCAUAGAGACUCUAGACUAAGAAUUAUCCACAGAGACCUCAAGUUAAGUAAUAUAUUGCUGGAUGAAGAGCUGAAUCCAAAAAUAUCAGAUUUUGGUAUGGCAAGGAUUUUUUGUCGCAGUGAAGAUGAGGCCAAUACUAGAAGGAUUGUAGGAACAUGUGGUUAUAUAUCUCCAGAAUAUGCCAUGGAAGGGCUAUUUUCAGAAAAGUCCGAUGUCUUUAGCUUUGGUGUUUUACUGCUAGAAGUUGUCAGCAGGAGAAAAAAUACCAGUUUUUAUGAGGAUGCUGUAUCAUUGAGCCUUUUAGGAUAUGCAUGGAAAUUGUGGAACGAUGACAACAUUACUUCUUUAAUAGACCCAGAAAUAUCAAACCCAAACUUCCAUGCUGAUAUUUUUAGAUGUAUACAUAUUGGUCUUCUAUGUGUGCAAGAACUUGCAAGAGACAGGCCUACAAUGACUGCAGUACUUUCAAUGCUUAACAAUGAGACUGUUAAUCUUCCACCCCCAAGGCAGCCAGCAUUUAUUCAAAGGCAGACCAUGUUGGACGUAGGAUGCUCUCAUAAAAGUGAUGCAAUAUACUCUAUGAAUUAUGCGAGUGUAACAAACACCAUCUCAUCAUCCUAUUUCCUCAAGGACCCUGAAACUUUAAGCUCCACUGACGGUUUGUUCCAGCUUGGAUUCUUCACCCCUCCAAACUCAACUUUUUCCUACCUGGGAAUUUGGUAUAAUGUGUCUAAAAACCCGCAGAUAUGGGUAGCUAACAGAGACCAACCAGUGAAGGAUUCCUCUGGAACAGUCAAAAUAUCUGAGGAUGGAAACCUUGUUGUCAUGAAUGGACAGAAAGAGAUCCUUUGGUCAACAAAUGUGUCCAAUAUUAUUGCAUCUAAUACAACAGCUCAGCUUCUGAAUACUGGCAAUCUUGUGUUGCAAGAAACCACUUCAGGAAGCAUGGUUUGGCAGAGUUUCCAACACCCUUGUAAUGCGUUGUUGCAGCAAAUGAAACUUAGUGCAAAUAAAACCAGCGGUGAGAGAAUAAAGCUCACCUCAUGGAAAAGCCCUCAGGAUCCAUCCAUUGGAAACUUCUCUACCGGUCUUGAAAGCCUAAAAAUCCCUGAAAUUUUUACAUGGAGAGGAAGUCAACCAUACUGGCGAAGUGGUCCAUGGAACGGUCAGAUCUUUCUUGGGAUACCUGACAUGUACUCUGAUUAUCUUGAUGGAUUUUACUUAGGUGGGCAAGAUGAAGGGAACGGCAAUUACUAUCUCACUUAUACGUAUGCAAAUCAGUCUGAGUUGAGAAUAUAUGGGUUGAGUAUUGAUGGAAAUAUAUACGAAGUGUAUUGGGAUUAUGGAAAGAGAAAUUGGAUGAUCGAUUGGGAAGCUAUAAAUUCUGAUUGUGAUGUUUAUGGCAUAUGUGGAGUAUUUGGAAGUUGUGAUUCUAGAAGUUCACCUAUCUGCACCUGUUUGACAGGAUUUGAGCCAAGGAAUGUUGAGGAAUGGAAUACACAAAACUGGACCAGUGGAUGUGUUAGGAAGGAACCUCUGCAGUGUGAAAGAGUCAAAAAUGGAAGUGAAGCUGGUAAUGGAGAUGGGUUUCUCAAGCUGCCAAAUAGCAAAGUUCCUGACUUUAUCCAGUGGUCGUCUUCUCUUGAAGAUGUUUGUAGAACUCAGUGCUUGCAAAACUGUUCUUGUAUAGCAUAUGCAUAUGAUGCUGGCGUUGGCUGUAUGUCAUGGAGUGCAAAGUUAAUUGACAUACAGAGGUUCUCAAUUAAUGGAGGAACUGAUCUUUACAUUCGGGUUCCCUAUUCAGAACUUGAUACAGAGAAAACAUUUAAGAAAAAUCAGAGAAGCAGCCAGGUAAAUGACCUGAGUAAACUUCCGGAGCUUUCCCAAUUUGAGCUUGAAAAGCUUGCUACUGCAACAAACAACUUUCACUUAGCUAAUAAGCUAGGGCAAGGUGGAUUUGGACUAGUAUACAAGGGUACAUUGGAAGGUGGACAGGAAAUAGCAGUUAAAAGACUUUCAAGAACAUCUGGACAAGGGCUAGAAGAAUUUAUGAAUGAGGUUGUGCUAAUAUCAAAGCUUCAACAUCGUAACCUCGUGAGACUUCUUGGAUGUUGUAUCGAAGGAGAUGAAAAGAUUUUGGUCUAUGAGUACAUGCCAAACAGAAGUUUGGAUGCCUAUAUGUUUGAUCCGUCUGCAGAGGUACUAAAUUGGGAAAAACGUUUUAAUAUAAUUGAAGGAAUUGCUCGGGGUCUGCUUUACCUUCAUAGAGACUCUAGACUAAGAAUUAUCCACAGAGACCUCAAGUUAAGUAAUAUAUUGCUGGAUGAAGAGCUGAAUCCAAAAAUAUCAGAUUUUGGCAUGGCAAGGAUUUUUGGUCGCAGUGAAGAUGAAGCAAAUACUAGAAGGAUUGUCGGAACAUGUGGUUAUAUAUCUCCAGAAUAUGCCAUGGAAGGGCUAUUUUCAGAAAAGUCUGAUGUCUUUAGCUUUGGUGUUUUACUGCUAGAAGUUGUCAGCAGGAGAAAAAAUACCAGUUUUUAUGAGGAUGCUGUAUCAUUGAGCCUUUUAGGAUAUGCUUGGAAAUUGUGGAAUGAUGACAAUAUUACAUCUUUAAUAGACCCGGAAAUAUCAAAUCCAAGCUUCCAUGCAGAUAUUUUUAGAUGUAUACAUAUUGGUCUUCUAUGUGUGCAAGAACUUGCAAGAGACAGGCCUACAAUGACUGCAGUACUUUCAAUGCUUAAUAAUGAGACUGUUAAUCUUUCACCCCCAAGGCAGCCAGCAUUUAUUCAAAGGCAGAACAUGUUGGACUCGUCAGAUCUGCGACUUUGGUUGGAUGGGCAAGAUUAUACAUCCCAUCUCACUACCAAGGCUGAUUCUGUGGCAGCUAAUGAGCGCACACGAUGGAAGGUGAUUGAUGCUCAGUUGUGUAGUCUUAUUAAAGCUACUCUUCAUCCGUCAAUUAAGCAGAUUUUUCGACUUGCCAAUACCUGUGAAGCUAUUUGGAGUCAGGCAAAAGCAUUGUACACCAAUGAUACACAGCGAAUCUAUGGUGUGUGUCAGAAAUUGAUGACUACCUUUGCUCCUCAGGACUUCAAUUGUCCUAUGACUGAAUAUUUGGGAAAAGCUCAGAGUUUGCUUCAUGGUUUUAAUGAACUUCUGCCCCUCACUGGUGAUGUUACUAAGGAACAGGAACAACGUAAUACACUCUUUAUGUUGUUCAUUUUAUAUGGUUUACCUGACCAUUUGUCUGUCAAUCGGGAUCAAAUUUUGGGAUCUGUUACAGCUCCUACACUGGAUUCUGUGAUGUCUACCUUGCUUAGGAUUCUACCUAAGCCCUUUACGUCACCAACACCUCCUGUGACGCAUGUACUUCCAGAUGAUACUGUUGACUCUCCUGCCCUUGCUGCUCAGGGUUAUGGUCGUGGACGUAAACUCUCUAAGGGAAAUGUCAGGACGAGGAACCCGAAUAACCCUGGACUAUCGAAUGCCAAUGCACAGCCAGAUCCUGUUUUGGCUGCUUUAGUUAGGCCCCGAAGUGGUCGUGGGGCAACAGGUGGGCAGUCUGAUCCCGUGGUUGAAACUCUUGCAGAUUUGCAAAGGGAGUUGACUGCUAGUCGGCAAGCUAAUGAGAACUUGAUGAAAACGAAUGAAGAUACGCGGAAUGCUAUGGCCGCGAUGAUGAACGAGUUGAGGACUUUGAGGGGUGCUAGACCAGAGAACCGACAACCCAUUCUUCCUCCUCACACUGCCGCGCCUACUCCACAUACUCUCCAUGAAGAGGGUGGAGCGGGUAACAAUGAGGAUGAGGCUAGUCACCAUUCUGGUAGUCAUGUCAUCACACUGAGGUUCGUCAACCACGUGUAG
This is a messenger RNA of Gastrolobium bilobum, 5676 nucleotides long. RefSeq lists its product as uncharacterized. The transcript has 15 exons. Gene Ontology annotation, molecular function: protein kinase activity; ATP binding. The record is from RefSeq and is a predicted model, not a curated record. NCBI's taxonomy places the organism in Eukaryota, Viridiplantae, Streptophyta, Magnoliopsida, Fabales, Fabaceae. The coding region runs from base 1 to 5676 and encodes 1891 amino acids. Gene Ontology annotation, biological process: recognition of pollen; protein phosphorylation.